This is a messenger RNA of Paralichthys olivaceus (Japanese flounder), 3919 nucleotides long. RefSeq names its product transforming acidic coiled-coil-containing protein 1. Gene Ontology annotation, biological process: mitotic spindle organization; cerebral cortex development; cell population proliferation. Gene Ontology annotation, cellular component: cytoplasm. The record is from RefSeq and is a predicted model, not a curated record. Lineage: Eukaryota; Metazoa; Chordata; Actinopteri; Pleuronectiformes; Paralichthyidae.
CAGAGCGGCAACAGAAACAGCAGCAGCAGCAGUGUGAGACACGUUUCACUCUCACGAGCGCCAACAACACAGAGGAGCAGGAUGGGAAAGCUGAGCGGCUGAGCAAGAGGAGGAAGUGAGACAGCCAUAUAGAAAGCAAGACAUCAGGGAGAGACGCAAGAAGACAGAACGACAGCUGAUUUUUUGACAGCCACCUUAUUUUUGCUGUUAAUAGACAUUGUGGUGCUGACUUGCCAUUGUGUCCUGAUAGAUUAGACUCAACAUAUCCACAGGAAGAGGAAGUUUGCUUGUAAACACCAGAGGUGGCUUAAGGUUUUGGACUCGACGUGGUUCAGGGAUGUCCUGGUUGUCUCCCGUCCAGUGGGCCAAAUGGACGUGGUCAGCAGUGACUGGGGGUGCCGGAGAAGAUGGGCAUCCCAGAGUGAAGGAUGCCGGAGAGGACAAUUCAGACUCGGAGGGAGCCUUCGAGACUCCAGAGGCUGAGUCUCCAGGUGUUGUGAAGCUACUGAACCAACUGGACAACUGCAACCACACAGGUCGUCCCGAUGUGACAAACCACUUUCUGGACAAGAACUCUAAAAUAGAGGAGGUUGAUUCUCUGAACAACCUCACCAUCUCUUCUCCUGACAACAGCAGCUUCUGUUUGGAUCAAAACCUUAAUUUGACGAUAAGCAGCAAACCCAGUCCAGGAGAGGGCCUCUCCCCAUCCACCCCUCUGCCCCAGCCUCCAGCUGUCAGGCCCCCUUCGUUGUCUGUCCACUCCCCACUGAACAAACCCGAUCCUACGGAGGUGGACGACGAGGCUCCAGUGACAUCCGACUCCAGCCCAGACUCAAACUUGAUCCCCAGUCGUGACAUUUGUGUGGAUCCCGAUUUGCUCAAUGGCAACAAAAACUCUAUGCUGUUAAACACAAAUCUGACCUGUGACAACAGCGACGCCAUAAUCACGAACUCCUGUAAAGUGAAACAGAUCCAGCCGCAGACGCAAAAAGAAUUCAGUGAACAGGAUGACCAUCAUGGAGGCCACGCCACAGACGAGGAGAAGUUGGCGAGCAGUGCGAGCGUCCAAGACUGCCAAGUGACGUCCAAACCUGAGGAGUCAGACUGCUGCUCUGUGCAGUACGACGACACGUGCAAACUGAAGAGCAACUCCAGGGAAUGUGAGAUGCAGAAAACAGGAAGUCAGGUCCUUGAUUCCAUCUGCAUCAGUGAAACAGAGAAGCAAGCUGUUCUCACUCUCAUUAGAGAGGAGAUCAUCACUAAAGAGGUGGAAGCCAACGACUGGAAGAAAAAAUAUGAGGACUGCAGACAAGAAGUCAAUGAGAUGAGGAAGAUUGUUGCAGAAUACGAGAAGACAAUUGCUCAGAUGAUCGAGGACGAGCAGCGCAACAGCGCCAGCUCCCAGAAGGCUUUGCAUGCAGUGACGAUGGAGAAGGAAGCAGCGCUGGCCGACCUGAACUCAGUGGAGCGCUCUCUGUCUGACGUGUUCCGGCGUUAUGAAAAUAUGAAGAGCACCUUGGAGGGCUUUAAGAAAAAUGAAGAGGUUCUGAAGAAGUGUGCUCAGGAUUAUCUUGCCAGAGUCAAACAGGAGGAGCAGAGAUACCAGACACUGAAAGUCCAUGCUGAAGAGAAACUAGAUAGGGCCAAUGAGGAGAUCGCUCAGGUGCGUACGAAGGCGAGCUCAGAGAACGUAGCGCUUACCGCAGGCCUGAGGAAGGAGCAGAUGAAGAAUGAGUCUCUGGAACAAGCGCUGCAGCAGAAGAAUCAAGAGAUCGAGGAACUGACAAAGAUCUGCGAUGAGCUGAUCGCCAAAAUGGGAAAAAUUGACUGACAGCCUCUCCCUGUGACUCAUCUUCUACUGUCCCUCUGGUCCUGCCCUGUGCAUGCGCCCAGCCAGGAAGCAGCUCUUCUACCCUGUGCUAGCUCUUCCUCUCAGAGACUGCUCAUGUACACAUGUUUAAAGUUAAAGUUAAAGUUUAAACUUCCUGUACACUACUAUUGCACUACAUGUGACCAGAAUCAACAGAGGUGCUGUAGAUUGUUCAUUAUCUCCGGGAGUUUUGUUCUUUGUGGUCACUUUCUUUUGUUUGCAUUUACUGCCCUGUAUGAGCUCAUCUUGGCCCCUUAUGCUUUCGUCCAUCGUGCCAGCCAACAACAACCUGCUUGUGAGUCAACUUAAAACUCCCAGCAGCUUAACAGCUCAAUUCCGCAAACGCUCGUGCAGGAUGACAUCAGACUUACUGCAGGAUGUUUAGGAGUCUCAUUUGGGCGUGUGCUCUGAUGGGCUUUUGACAAGGGUUGUAUAAAAACUACAAUCCAUAAAAUGUAUUUUUCUAGGAGGUAAACAAGAAUUUCACUCUGAUAGAGAGAGGCUCAGGGGCGCUGUAUCGGGCAGAAUGAGGUCAGAGUUAAAGUCAAGCUGCAUAAGAGCUGAAGAGGAGGAUUUCAGAUUGUUUGAGGAAGUACAGGAGUCCUCAUGGGCCUUGGCUUGUUUAAGAGUGACACUGAAACCUGAGGGAAUCUGGACCAGACUUCAGUGAAUCUAAAACUGCAAAUAAUUCUCAGCUUCGGCUUCACAUGAUUUACAGUAUGACACAGUUUAUGUUGUAGAUUAUUUAAAGAGCAGCAGAAUAUAUGUUUAAUUCACAGAAACGUAUAAUUACCUGACAAUCAUAGACUUCCCUGUGACUGUAUAAACACCACUGAUCAUCAACUGUCAUGUAGAGAAUCCUGAACAACUGGAACAAAAGUACAACAUAAUGACACUGUAUUUCAGUCAAGUGCUGCAUUGUCACUUUCCUUUAACGUCACUCUUUCACAGUGUGUUCACUUUACCUCUCACCGCGGGAGAAACGAAAAACAAAAAAGAAUUCAAAAUCUUUGUUAGAAGGUUUUUUUCUGUUGCUUAUUUGUGAUUAUUCAACAAAUAAAUAGAUUUCUAUGCAUGUUGCUUUUUACACCUUUGCAUUUCUCAGGAUUUACAUUUUUUUUGUUAACAUGUUAGUAAAACUACUUUGAUUCAGCAGCAUAUUUACCUCGAUAUAAUACAGUGUAUUAUUUGCAGAUCUGUGAUAUAAAUCGAGCAGUUUCUGGUUAACAAAGUGAAACAAGCUUUUGUCACUUUAGGGGUCUCCAUCCUCAGUUCAUUGGAGUCAGUCACUGCGUCCUAAACACCGUGUAAAUCCACUCAUGACACAAACCCUGCCACAGUUUAUAUUUGUGCCAUACUAAUGUCACAUUGCCUCAGCUGUUUGUCUUUAUUUUAUGAAAUAUUGUUUUCUCACUGGCACCCCGACUCCCUGUGACAGGAAAGAAAGGUUAAACCUUUGACACCAUUCCAGCCUCAGCUCUCUUGAUUUAGAUUUAUUAUUUUUAACAAGUGAUUUUUAAUACUUAUGGAGUUUAAUUUGAUCGAGCUCGUUGCUCUGCCACUGCUAUCGUUCAUAGAUAAAUAUCUACACUGCAAUCAAAGUGAAGCUGUGACCCUUAGCUUACGUUGAAGUGUGUAACAUAAUACUUUACUUGAGCCAAUAAAACCAACAGAUCCUUUGGGCUUGAAAAUCUAUCAACAUGCUCAAGUCUAUGGAAGGAGAGCUGCUGUAAAUGGGCGUCUGCUCUGCUGUGUCUGAAUGAAAGGGUUACUCAGUAGGGUGCUAUACCAGAGGAAGCAGGGUAGACUACCUUCUAGGUGUAGUCUGUAGAAACUUUAUUAGUGUAAAACCCUCCAGAGCUAAAGGCUUGGACACUUUAAACAGAGAGCUGGUCCAGACCUCCUGUAUGGAGGGGUAUCCUGGGAUCUAACAGCCCUUUCCUGAGUCACGGUUUGUGUUUGUAAAUUAGAAAUGGGAUUGUCACACUUGUGUUGAGGACUUACAGUGAUUGUUUGUACAUUUGCUUGAAUAAAUAUAAUUUGCUCCAC